Acinonyx jubatus (cheetah) is the source of this 11634-nucleotide messenger RNA. It is a transcript of the gene NFATC2, whose product is annotated as nuclear factor of activated T cells 2. The record is from RefSeq and is a predicted model, not a curated record. The transcript is spliced from 10 exons. Bases 278 to 3022 code for a protein of 914 amino acids. Gene Ontology annotation, cellular component: transcription regulator complex. Gene Ontology annotation, biological process: cytokine production; regulation of transcription by RNA polymerase II; calcineurin-NFAT signaling cascade. Gene Ontology annotation, molecular function: DNA-binding transcription factor activity, RNA polymerase II-specific; RNA polymerase II cis-regulatory region sequence-specific DNA binding; transcription factor binding. Lineage: Eukaryota; Metazoa; Chordata; Mammalia; Carnivora; Felidae.
CCCCGCCGCGGGCCGCAACAGGUGCCUCCCGGAGCAGGAAGCUCGCGCCGCAGCCGCCUCCGCCGCCGCUCAGCUCCCCGGGCGCGUCCAGCAGCCGCUGCGCCAGCGCGCCAUCCCGGGGCCCGCGUGCGUCCCCGCGAGGACAGCGACCCCGCCGCUGCCGCCGCCUCUCGGGCCCGCUUCCUGACCCCUUCGCACCCCCGGGCGAGGGUGCCCAGGAGCAGGCCGAGGCCGCGCUCGCCCCCGGCCCCGCCACCCUCCUGCCGCUUUGCGCGCCAUGGACGCCCCGGAGCCGCAGCCCGACCCCGACGGCGGGAACGCCCCAGGCCACGAGCCCGGGGGCAGCCCCCAAGACGAGUUCGACUUCUCCAUCCUCUUCGACUAUGACUAUUUGAAUCCUAUCGAAGAAGAACCGAAUGCACAUAAGGUCGCCAGCCCACCCUCCGGACUCGCAUACCCCGAUGAUGUCCUGGACUAUGGCCUCAAGCCAUACAGCCCCCUCCCCAGUCUCCCGGGCGAGCCCCCCGGCCGAUUCGGAGAGCCGGAUAGGGUAGGGCCGCAGAACUUUCUGAGCGCGGCCCAGCCAGCCGGGGCCUCGGGCCUGAGCCCUCGGAUCGAGAUCACUCCAUCUCACGAACUGAUGCAGGCAGGGGGCCCCCUCCGCGGGAGAGACGCUGGCCUGCUGGGGGAGCAGCCGGCCCUGGCCGGGGCGGCCGCCAGCCCGCGGUUCACGCUGCCCGUGCCCGGCUUCGAGGGCUACCGCGAGCCGCUUUGCUUGAGCCCGGCUAGCAGCGGCUCCUCUGCCAGCUUCGUUUCCGACACCUUCUCCCCCUACACCUCGCCCUGCGUCUCGCCCAAUAACGGCGGGCCCGACGACCUGUGCCCCCAGUUUCAAAACAUCCCUGCUCAUUAUUCCCCCAGAACCUCGCCAAUAAUGUCACCUCGAACCGGCCUCGCUGAGGACAGCUGCCUGGGCCGCCGCUCGCCCGCGCCCCGUCCGGCCUCCCGCUCCUCGUCGCCUGGCGCCAAGCGGAGGCAUUCGUGUGCCGGGGCCCCGGUCGCCCCGCUGCCCGGAGCCUCGCCCCAGCGCUCCCGGAGCCCCUCGCCGCAGCCCCGGGACGACGGCGCCCCCGCCGGCUACCCCGCCGCGGCCGGCUCCGCCGUCCUCAUGGACGCCCUGAACAGCCUCGCCGCCGACUCGCCCUGCGGCAUCCCCCCCAAGAUGUGGAAGACCAGCCCCGAGCCGGCGCCCGUGUCCGCCGCCCCGCCCAAGGCCGGCCUGCCCCGCCACCUGUACCCGGCCGCCGUGGAAUUUCUGGGCCCCUGCGAGCAGGAGGAGAGGAGGAACUCGGCCCCCGAGUCCAUCCUGCUGAUGCCGCCCACGUGGCCCAAGCAGCUGGUGCCCGCCCUUCCCCUCUGCAGUAUUCCAGUGACCGCAUCCCUCCCUCCGCUUGAGUGGCCACUCUCCCACCAGUCGGGGUCCUAUGAGCUGCGGAUUGAGGUGCAGCCCAAGCCACAUCACCGGGCCCACUAUGAGACAGAAGGCAGCCGAGGGGCUGUCAAAGCUCCAACUGGUGGCCACCCUGUCGUUCAGCUCCAUGGCUACAUGGAAAACAAGCCCCUCGGGCUUCAGAUCUUCAUUGGGACAGCUGACGAGCGGAUCCUUAAGCCCCACGCCUUCUACCAGGUGCACCGCAUCACGGGAAAAACCGUCACCACCACCAGCUACGAGAAGAUCGUAGGCAACACCAAAGUCCUGGAGAUCCCUCUGGAGCCAAAGAACAACAUGAGGGCGACCAUUGACUGUGCGGGGAUCCUGAAGCUGAGGAACGCGGACAUCGAGCUGCGGAAAGGCGAGACGGACAUCGGCAGGAAGAACACGCGGGUGCGGCUGGUUUUCCGGGUGCACAUUCCAGAGGCCAGCGGGAGGAUCAUCUCCCUGCAGACUGCAUCCAACCCCAUCGAAUGCUCCCAGCGAUCCGCCCACGAGCUGCCCAUGGUGGAAAGACAGGACAUCGACAGCUGCCUGGUCUACGGGGGCCAGCAGAUGAUCCUCACGGGACAGAACUUCACAGCCGAGUCCAAAGUCGUGUUUACUGAGAAGACCACAGAUGGGCAGCAAAUUUGGGAAAUGGAAGCCACGGUGGAUAAAGACAAGAGCCAGCCUAACAUGCUUUUUGUUGAGAUCCCUGAAUAUCGAAACAAGCACAUCCGUGCAUCGGUGAAGGUCAACUUCUACGUCAUCAAUGGGAAAAGAAAACGGAGUCAACCUCAGCACUUUACUUACCACCCAGUCCCAGCCAUCAAGACGGAGCCCACCGACGAAUACGACCCCACCUUGAUCUGCAGCCCGGCCCACGGGGGCCUGGGGAGCCAGCCUUACUACCCGCAGCACCCGAUGGUGGCUGAGUCCCCCUCCUGCCUCGUGGCCACCAUGGCGCCCUGCCAACAGUUCCGCUCGGGGCUCUCGUCCCCCGACGCCCGCUACCAGCAGCAGAACCCAGCGGCCGUCCUCUACCAGCGGAGCAAGAGCCUGAGCCCCAGCCUGCUGGGCUACCAGCAGCCGGCCCUCAUGGCCGCCCCCCUGUCCCUGGCGGACGCCCACCGCUCCGUGCUGGUGCACGCCGGCUCCCAGGGCCAGAGCUCCAGCCUGCUGCACUCCUCUCCGGCCAACCAGCAGGCCUCGCCGGUGAUCCACUACUCGCCCACCGGCCAGCAGCUGCGCUGCGGUGGCCACCAGGAAUUCCAGCACAUCAUGUACUGCGAGAAUUUCGCGCCCGGCACCGCCAGGCCCGGCCCGCCCCCCGCCAGUCAAGGUCAGAGGCUGAGCCCGGGGUCCUACCCCACGGUCAUUCAGCAGCAGAAUGCCACCAGCCAAAGAGCCGCCAAAAACGGACCCCCGGUCAGUGACCAAAAGGAAGUAUUACCCGCAGGAGUGACAAUUAAGCAGGAGCAGAAUUUGGACCAGACCUACUUGGACGACGAUGGAUCGAGUUGUGGUCUGCUUCAGUACUUGCAAUAGGGACGGCCAACUGGUGUUCCAUGGGCUCCAUUUAGCCUGCAGAUAUUUUGCUUGGCCCGCUCAGUAUUUGAAAAAAUAUUUGGAUUAGAUGCCAACGUUUAAAAACCGGGAGAUUGCACAUAAAAAUACAGAUUUCAGGCUUUCCUUGGAAAACCCAAGAAUCGGCUGCCCAGGGCCCCACAUGCUGCAUGGUGGCUACCUGGAAUCAAAGUCAAGGCUGACCUUAUGCAGAGACCACCUCCUUUAGAGCGCGUACUUGCCCUUGUCCGUAGCCCCCACCCCUCCCUCCUGCCUCCUGAAGGUGGAUGGAGUGUCUGUUGUUUUUUGCCAUCAUGGUUGUGUUCUUGUUCCUCUUAUACUUGGCCCACCUCACUCAGUCAGUGUUUCUUCCCGCACCUGUUCAGCAUUUGAAUUUGUGAUCUCUCUUCUGGAAGCGCCACUCCCACCCAUGGCUGCCUAACCCCGCCCUUGAUACAUAGCGAGGCUUAGGAGGUGUUAGCUCCCUCUGUCCUUCUUCCUUCUCCCUCUCUGUUGUCGGGGUUUAAGAUGUUUUUUAAAACAACCUUCUAUUAUGAAAUGUAUGCAAAUAUAGAGUAGCACCAAGUACCCACCACUCAGCUUCAACUGUUAUCAACUCACAGCUAAGCUGCUUUCUUCCAUACCUCUGGUCAUCUCCCACUCCUAUUUCACAGUAGUAUUUUUAAAAAAUUUUUAUUAGAGAGAGAGAGAGAGAACAUGUGCGCACACAAGCGGGGGAGGAGCCGGGGGAGAGGGGGAGAGAAUCUCAAGCAGGCUCCAGGCCUAGCACAACGCCCGGCGUGGGGCUCGAUCUCACAACCCUGGGAACAUGACCUGAGCCGAUAUCAGGAGUCAGGCGCUUAACCAACUGAGCCACCCAAGUGGCCCUCGUAGCGUUUUGAAGCAAAUCCUAGACAUCAAAAAUCCUGGACGGCAGAACCGUAUCAUUGCAUGUGUAGAUACGUACUAUGUGUCUCUCAAAGAAAAGGAUUCUGAAAAUACUCGUAAUACUGUUGGCACAUAUGAAACAGUGAAAAUUCCUUAAUAUCAUGAAAUAUCCAGUCUUUGAAACUUCCUGGUGUCUCAUAUCUAUCAUCCAGGGUUUUUUCUUUGUUUUCAUUAUUUUACAGAUUGUCUGAAUCAGGAUUCAGACCGGGCCCAUACAUUGUAAGUGGGAUUCCUUGGUUCCUCUAAGUCAGCUUUAAUCGAGAGGUUCCCCUUUAGAACUGGUCUUUAUUAUUAUUAUUAUUAUUAAUUAUUACUAUUUUGCCAUUUCUUUGUUUAAAAACCAGGUUCCUUAUCCUGUGAAAUAUCUCAGUCUGGCUUUUGGCGAUUAUAUUCCCAUGUCCCCUUGUCUUCUCUAUUUCCUGUAAGUUGGCAGUCGAUUCUAGAGGCUUAAUUGGUUCAGGUUCAUCUGUUUUGGCCAAGACUGCUUUGUAGGUGGUGGUGGACCCUUUUGUCAGGAAGCACGAGGUGGGGGUGCCUCUCUUUUGGUGAUGUUAGUAACUGUCGACAGCCAGUGCCCGGCUCCCUUCAUUCACUGGUGUGCAAAAUGGCGAUAUUCUAGUCUAAUUCUGUCUUCCCUUCCUCUUCUGUUAGUUUGGAAAACUUCUAUAAAGAGAGACGUCCCUUCCUCAACAAUGGUAUAAUUCAUAUAGGAAAAGAAAGAUGAAUGCUUGAUUCUUUCCCUUUAUUUACCAGUUUUUAAAAUAAUGGCUUGGUUCCUCACCAUCCUCCAGGGGCAGUCAAUUAGGGUUUUGUACCAUUAUGAACUCCCAGAUUUAAACAUAAUUGAUGUUUUAAGAUUUUAAUAGGCUUUUUGGGGGUAGGUCCUUUUGUCCUCAUCAUUGGAUGGAGCUAAAUAAUAUGACUUCCUCUCCUUUCUUUCUCUGGCUUAGCAGUGUGCUUCUUCUGAGGUGUCAGGGAGGAAAGCCUCCUGCAUGUAGACUAAGGGGUCUGAUCCCUACAUGUGUGAAAGGGAAAUCAUAAAACAGCUCUCGCAUGCCAGCUGGCUGAUCUCCUCGAAGCAUUAGGGAGUCUGGAUGUGUGACUUCAGAAGAGUUGGAGUUUGCAGGGCAGGAGAAAGUUACGUAUUGAUUAGGUGUACAGGACCUGUGAGCAGAACACAAAGUAACAGGAGCCUAAACAGGGAAGAUGCUUGUUCUCUUACGUAACAGCACAGGUAUAAGCAGUCUGGGGCUGGUAUACUGGCCACGAGGUGCCAAGACUAGGCUCCCUCCGUCUUAUCCUUCUGCCAUUCUCAGGGUGGUGCCCCCAUCUGCAGGGUCCAGUUUGGCUCCCGGAUGGGGGAGAGGGCGGGGCCAAGGAGGAGGAAAGGCAUGCCCCUUCCCUUUAAGGGCAUAACCUGGAAAUCUCACACGUCCCUUCAUCUGACACCUCAUUGGCUGGAGCCCUGUCAUGUGACCGUGCUGAGCGGCAGAGGAGUCUGGGAAAUGUAGUUUUAAAUAGUUACACUUCCCAACCAUAAAACCUGUUCCUCUGGAUGACAGGAGAGCAGAUUUGGGGCCUCUGCACAUGAAGCACGAUAGCAAUGGGAAAAGAGCUCCAAAAAGAGGUUGGGUGUUUUGUAAUCUUUAACGUUCCUAGGGGUUUCUUCAUCUCUUCCCCAAGUAUUUACCGAAAGCUUCCCUUGUGCCAAGUGAGCUUUUUAGAUCCUGCAGGCACAGUCGUACAUGAAACGGAUGGAGUCCCUGCCUUCGUGGAACUUACCUCCUAGUCGGGGAACCAGACGGUUAAAUGAACACAUAUUAUAAUGUCCCGUGGCCAUGGCGCUAUGAGGAAAACCUGAAACACAAUGGGGAAAGAGGCCUUACACGUCCGGCCGCGGGGAUCCAGAUUCAGGAACACUUCUCCUCGGGGUCAGUCCAAGAACCCCAAGACUUUUCUUUCCCGUCUUUUCGCCUGAGUCAAGUUUCUCAGCCUCGACACUACGGACGUUUGGGGCAGGAUAACUCUGCGUGGUGGGCGCUCCCCUACCCACGGCAGGUGUCAGGCGUCAUCUCUGGCCUCCGCCCACCCGACUCCGGCAGUCCACCUGCCCUGCCCCAGUUGUGACAGCCAAAAACGUUCUCAGGAUAUUUCCAAAAGAUCCCUGGGGGUGGAAAAUUGCCACAAGUUAAGAGUCCGAAGGAUUUAGCGCCUGAUUCUGGCAGAAACCGUGCCUUCAUCAUGUUGCAUGCUGACCAAACUGUGCGGUUUUUUUGGCGACACGGGGAUCCGCUCCAGAAGAAGCCUGUUGUUUGUAGAUGGGAGAAUUCUUACAUCUCCCCGGGUGUGUAAAGCCACCAGGAACUAGUUUCUCGCUGUGCACAUUGGCUAUCCUGGUGAAUGCCCAGGACCGUGGCUUCAGGGUCAGAUGUCAGUGAGUAGUUGUAGUCAGAGAAGCUUGACUUGGAGCCUGCUUUGCCUCCUCCUUGCUUGUGGUCUUGGGUGAGGCAUGUGUGAAAAGCCAUUUAUAGACUGUCAAGUGCCCCACAAACAAUGGGGGAGGGGAGCUGGCAGGGUGGGUGUAGCCUCCUUUAGCAGGGGCUGGUGGGCUGGCUGCUUCAGGAAACUGCCGGGAGACCUCUCAGUUGGGCAUUUGCCUUCUUGGUUUGCUUCUAGUCAACCGAUUGCCCAUUCGUGUAUUCCUUCUUUGAAAAGACAUCUGCUGCCAUCCUACUGUGUGCUGGGCUUUGUGCCAGGUGCUGGGACACAGCAGUGAAUCUGUCGGAAAAGGCCCCUCUUCUGACAGUCUCUAGAGAAGAAGAUGCUAAUCAGAAAUGAACCAGUGGGGCGCCUGGGUGGCUCAGUUGGUUGGGCGUCCGACUUCGGCUCAGGUCACGAUCUCACGGUUGGUGAGUUCGAGCCCCGCGUCGGGCUCUGUGCUGACAGCUCGGAGCCUGGAGCCUGCUUCCGAUUCUGUGUCUCCCUCCCUCUCUCUGUCCCUCCCCCACUUGUGCUCUGUCUGUCUCUCAAAAAUAAACAAGCAUUAAAAAUUUUUUAAAUGAACCAAUAAAUAAUGAGAAUUUCAGAUGGGGCUAAGUGCUGUGAAUAAAAUAAACCAGGUAAUGGUAGGGGAGGGAGGAACUUCAGAUGGGGCCGUCAGGGACAGUCUGCUUGAGGAAGUGGCCUUGACCUGAGACCCAGAAGAGGAGGAGGUGGUGGAAGAGAAUUCCAGGCAGGUAGAACAGCAUGUGCAAAGGGCCAGCGCUGGGAGGAAGCCUGAUUGUGCGGGGGGGGGGGGGGGGAGGGAGCAGAGAGAGGUCUAGUGUAGCUGACAGCCAUGGCCAGGAAGGGAGUUGAGAGGGUGGUUUUGAGAGGAAGCCAGACCACACAGGGCCUCAGAGGCCACAGUGAGAGGCUUGGAUUUGAUUCUGGGAGGGAAGGGAGACUGCUGGCGGGUGGCAGGCUGGGGUGUGUGUGUGUGAGGCUGGGGUGUACAGGAAAUAAUUAUGGCAACAUUCUCUCGCGCGUACUGAGCGCCUUUGGAGGGCAGAGACUAAUUACCAUCUCCGAAUCACAGCUGGGAGCCCAGGCCGAGGAGGGGGGUGGGAUCUGUCUCAGGUCACAAAACUGGAGGCCCAGAGAAGGAGCUGUGAGACACGCCUGCAUAGGGAUGACACGAGAGGGUCCUCUAGAUCAAGUUCGUACACAGAGCGGAGCAUUUAUCGUGGGCUUUUCACCCCUUCUGUCUGAUGAGACCCCAGAAAAUCGGCUUUCGCUGCAGAGCCGCCAAUCUGACCGCCUCCUGGACGUCCCCACGUGGCCGCCCCACGGGAUCAGGUGCCCGCCCCACUCGGUCCCUCGCUCCCUUAUCGUACAGCUGCCUACGGAAUGUGGGGGCGUGGCCUUAGGCAAGUGACUGAACACCUCCGAGCUCACCGUCCGCUCAGCAGUGACAGUGCUUCGGGUUUCAACGGUUGACGCGUGGCCGGUUUAAGUGACGCACAUAACAGGGUCAGCCACGUGGUGGGUGCUUGGCAGGGAGUAACCGUCCGCUCGUCAUCUUCCCUGUGACCGUCUCCAUCCGUGCCAGGCUGAGGAGUGGCCUGUCCCCACAUCCUCCCCGCCAGCCCUUCUUCAGUACCCUCUUCCCGGUUCCGGGUUGAAGCCGUCUGCUCAGACACCACAGGGAGCCUCGUCUCGGGGCCCCUGGCCUGUCUGCUGGACGCCCCCUGAGUGAGGGGUGCGGGUGUGGGUAGCUGUCCUGUGGGUACUGGCAGACGCCCGGAGGCAGCCCAACUGCCUGUCAACCAGGAACAGUCACAUAGGAGGUCCUGAGCAGCUUGGGGCAGGUAUGGAGGGGAGACCUCUUCCUGCUUGCGUUUUUGUACCUAGGGAUUUUUUUCUUCUUCUUUGCUCUAGGCAGAUAUUACUUAAGAAAAUUGCAAAGAGGAAAAAAAAAAAAGGGAACACAAUCAGGUUUUAGAAACGAUCCUCCAGGCUCGUGUAAAAAACGGGGUUUUAGAAGUAGAAGGCUUUCAGUUCUUUUUCUUAAAAAAAAAAUAUUUUUUUAAUGUUUACUAUUUUGAGAGAGAGAGAGAGAGAGAGAGAGCAUGAGCAGGGGAGGGCAAGAGGGAGACACAGAAUCUGAAACAGGCUCCAGGCUCUGAGCUGUCAGUGCAGAGCCCGACGCGGGGCUUGAACUCACAAACUGCGAGAUCAUGACCUGAGCCGAAGUUGGACGCUUAACCGACUGAGCCACCCAGGAGCCCCCAAAGCUUUCAGUUCUGCUUAGGGGUACGUCUCACCAUCUGGAUGCACAGUUGUCCCUCUCGGCUUUGAGUGGAGGAUGACACAAAGCUCUGCGGAGACUUUCUUGCCUCUCAAUUCAUGCCCACACCGUAACCUCCGCCUGGAACGCCGUCCCCUCCCUCUUGUGCCUUUUGGAGUCUGACCAGUAUUUCAAGGCUCUGACGAGCUGUCUUCUCUCUGCAGCUGCUGAAGGGGGCGGCGGGGGACACGCUUCUCUUUCUCUGAGUCCCAGAGACACACAGGGUCCCUGGCAGGCGUGUUUCACCACAUACACCUCUCAGGUGUUUCUGUGCAUUUUUUCUCCCUCAAGUCCAAGUCUCUGGGUGGGAAGUACUAACAUCUCGACUUGUCUGUACCCACAACUGCGCCUGGGAUGGCUUCGCACACGGUAGGUCCCUGACAACGUUUGCUCAUGUCCCCAUUUGCUCAGAGCCUCACCCAGCCCCCUGCACGUAAGAUGUGUGGAAUUGAGCGAGUAUCCGAGAGCAAAAUAGGCAGCAAAAACUGCCCCUACAGCAGUAUUUCAACCAGACCUAGGAUGAGCGAGGGGACGUUUUAGUCGUCUGGCCUGAUACGGCCCAGAGUUUCCCCAAGCACAAGUGCCUCGUCCUUGAACGUCCCGCUGGGACCGUGCAGCGCGGGGAGGCUCCGGCGGGUCCCUGGGUUCCCUCUCAACGCCCCGCUCUCCAGGCCUCCGACGGCCCAGCGGACUUGACGGAGGCAGGGCCCGGAGGCCAGGCUGGGGCAGGCCUUCAAAAAUGCGCUGGCCGCGGGGCCCACUAGAAAAUCGAUUUCUCGCCUCCAGCCAGCCGCGCUGCCCAGCGCCGGGCCAUCCUGCAGCUGUUGUGACAGCAAAAGCAAGUGCCAUGGAAACGAUUGUGCAAAAAGCCCGGAGCAGGCUGCCCGGGGAGAGUGUGUUCAGUAGCUUCAGCGCGGCCCUCCGGCUCCCCUGUUAUUCUGUUGUCCUUGGCGUGGGCUCGCGCUGGGCUCCAGAUCGCUCCUUCUGCAGGGAGACCCGCGACGCGGCUCCCUUCCCAUGCCAAGAGGCCGGCCCAGCUGGCACACGUGCCCCUCUUCCCUCUGCGGGGCCACCUGCCAGCUCCCCGCUCCUCCCUAAGAUAGCGUCCCCGGGCCCGGCCGGCCGGGAGCGAGGUGGCCAGGGAUGCCCGCGAUGGGCAUCCGAGCUGGCCCGGGCUUCCCUCUGUAAACAGCCCAGUGUUUGCAUCCCGGGGCCUGCCAGGGCUCUCCUGGCCCGGCCAGCAGGGCCUCCCUCCCGCUGUGGUUCCAGGCGUUUCUGGGGGCGGAAAACAGAAACCAGCCCUGUGUUCUCCAGACUGCCAGGCUUCUGAGAAAUGCAUGCCUUAGCCCAGGGACUGGGGCUCCCUUUUCCUGCUGACCCCUGGCCCCGAUCAGAGAUGGGGACCAGCUCCCCCCCGCCGGUGUCCUGUUCUGAUCAGAGAGAAGAUUCUAGGGACGGUCUUCGGCCCCACCUACAGUUGCACCCCUGUACUUACUGGGCCCUCCCCUGACCCCACUCCGGCUGCUGGGUGCACGGGGCCUGGGGCUCACCUCAAGGUGGCCUCUUGGCCCUUGACUGUGGCCAGAACCACCCUGGAAAAAGUUUCCUAAAUUCCAACUCUAGAUCACCUCCCUGGGGCACUUGCUGCUCUGAGGGAGUUUCCUGCCUUUCAGGGUCCCUCCCCGCCAACCCCUUGUGGCUGGUGUUGGCAGAGGGACAGAAGUAAGAGCGACCUGUUUAAAGUCCUCCUUGCUGAGGUGGGAAUGACCACUAAGAUCGGUGGGUGAUGGAAUUUCCCCCGGUGGGUGCUUCAGAUUUCCGGGAGGGGCUUUUCAUACCAGUGGGUCUCUUAAGGAGAACUGGGAUGGGGCAUCUUCACGCGGACAUUGGCGCCUCUGGCUUGUGUUUUGGGAAGUUCGGCAUCCUGGCCCGAGCCGUUGGCCCUUGGAUCUGUUUGCACUCAACACAUCUGCUGAGCGCCUACUGUGUACCAAGCUGAAAACAAGUCACAGGGUAUCGGCUCAGCAGACUCACUUGUGGUUUGUGAUAAGGUGAGUGUAGUUUGUGUGUGCACAGGGGGGAGUGUGUGCCCGGGAGCUAGUAGGGGCAAGAAAAAGAAGUUGGCCCAAUCAGGUCCUCCUCGGACUUCAGGGUUAACUCUGAUCAUUUUAGGCCCGAACAAAAAGCUCUGUCUUUGCCAUUAAACCAACGUUUCUGGGCGACGCAGAGGUACCGGGUAGAGUGGUUUCGAGUUUGUGCCCUGGCGUCACCCGCCUGCAUUUAAAUCCUGGCUCGGCCACCUGCUGUCUCUUUGGCUCUGAGUAAGUCCUCCAGCAGCACCCCCCCCCCCCCACUCCCCGGGCUGUCAGUGAACUACCAGAGGGGAAUAAUAAUUGCCACCUAUUCAUGGGGACUCGUGAACACUGAUUGGUCAGCGUGCGUAGAUGUCUUAGGACACGAUGUGGCAGUCACCAGCAUUACGCAUCGACACCUGCGGCCAGACAGGUAAAUGGGCAGGCGCUGGGUGGAUGAGGGGGGUCCCUGUGCUGUGGAUCUUGCAGCCUAAGGGAGAGUAGGGAUGCUAAGUGCACAGAAUUGUGUUUCACAUGGUGAGACCGGCUGUGAAGGUGUUUCGGAGGAAACGACGUUCUCCUGCCCCUGGUGUGCUAGAGGCCAGUCCCCUGAAGGGUCACUGCUGACUGCUGCUCCUUGCUAGUUCUUACGUGGUAGACACGCAGGGAACCGGGCUCCACUGUCUUCCUUCUUCCUUGUCUCCAUUCCCUUUCCCCCUGCCCCCCUUCCUUCCUCCUCUCUCCUU